AUGGGCGCGUCGUUGUCGAACCUGACGGAGGGACCGAACGGUGCGGCCAUAGGUGGUCCUGGGUUAGGGGACAUACCCGAGAACUGUGUGGCUUGUGUAUUCAUGUACUUGACGCCUCCUGAGAUUUGCAAUCUGGCUCGAUUAAACCGUGCUUUUCGAGGAGCGGCUUCUUCCGAUUCCGUUUGGGAAAACAAGUUGCCUUCUAAUUAUCAGGAUCUGCUCCAUUACCUCCCUCUUGAUAGAUUCCUCAGUUUCUCCAAAAAAGACAUAUUUGCCCACCUCUCUCGCCCUCUCCUUUUCGAUGACGGCAAUAAGGAGGUGUGGCUGGAUAGAGUGACAGGAAGGGUUUGUAUGUCAAUAUCGGCGAAAGGGAUGGCAAUUACGGGAAUUGAAGACCGUAGAUAUUGGACUUGGGUUCCUACUGAAGAAUCUAGAUUCCAUGUGGUGGCCUAUUUGCAACAAAUAUGGUGGUUUGAAGUGGAUGGAGUUGUAAAGUUCCCUUUCCCUGCUGACAUUUAUACCAUAUACUUCAGGCUUCACCUUGGAAGAUUUUCCAAAAGACUGGGACGGCGUGUGUGCAAUUUUGACCACACCCAUGGUUGGGAUAUAAAGCCAGUACGGUUUGAGUUGUCUGCUUCUGAUGGUCAGCAAGCAUCUUGUGAGUUCUGUUUAGACGAGACUGAACAAGAUGAAGCAAAUGGCAACCAGAAGCGUGGAUGCUGGAUAGAUUACAAGGUAGGUGACUUUAUUGUGACGGACUCGGAACCUGCAACUGAGGUCAAAUUUUCCAUGAAACAGAUUGAUUGCACACAUUCCAAAGGUGGGCUUUGUGUAGAUUCUGUAUUUAUUAUCCCCAGUGACCUGAAAGAGCGCAGAAGAAGAAGGAUUUUGAAGUAG
This is a messenger RNA of Dovyalis caffra, 897 nucleotides long. The record is from the annotation of a GenBank genome assembly. Lineage: Eukaryota; Viridiplantae; Streptophyta; Magnoliopsida; Malpighiales; Salicaceae.